AUGUUAGCGGAACAUUUCAAUCCACAUGUACGAUAUGGUGCUGCUAUGGCGCUAGGUAUUUCUUGUGCUGGAUCCGGUUAUAAGGAAGCAAUCGCAUUGCUUGAUCCUUUGUUGAGCGCCAAGGAAAACUUUGUUCGGCAGGGUGCUGUUAUUGCUUUGUCGUUCAUUCUGAUUCAGCAAACAGAUUUAAUUUGUCCGAAAGUAAAUGAAUUUCGAAGAACAUUGACGAAGAUGAUAACCGAAAAAGGCGAAGAUUCAAUCACAAAACUGGGUGCAAUCCUUGCUCAAGGUAUUAUCGAUGCUGGCGGUCGUAACGUCACAAUAUCACUUCACAAUCGUAACGGUCAUCCUGACAUGCCAAGUGUUGUUGGAACAUUCGUAUUCCUUCAGUAUUGGUAUUGGCAUUCCUUGACACAUUUUUCGUCAUUAGCAUUCAAACCAACUUGUGUGAUUGGUCUUAAUCUUAAUCUUGAAAUGCCAAAAACGGAAUUUCGGUGCAAUGCAAAACCUUCAACCUUUGCUUAUCCACCUCCUUUGGAAGAGAAAAAAAAAGAAGAAACUGAGAAGGUGGAAACCGCGGUUCUCUCCGUGACUCACAAGAAGAAAUCUUCAGUUAUUGAUCGGUCAAGUACUAGUGUAAUCAAAGAAGAAGCCAAAGCUAGGGAGGAAAAAACAGAAAAAGAGAAGGAGGAGGAAAUGGAGAUUGACAAUAUACAUACUACAGCAGUAGUAGCCGAUUCUAGUGCAACCAGUGCAAAUUCGGAACAUAAGUUAGCUGAACCAAAGAGCAAAGAACCGGAACCAACCAACUAUGCUCUCCAAAAUCCAGCUCGUAUUGUUCGCUUACAGUUGAAAACUUUACAAAUGACUGAAAAUAAUCGCUACAAACCAUUGAAAGCACUUUCCCAGGGUGGAAUAAUUAUGCUUCGUGACAGGAAAGCUGGACAGGAGAAGGAAGAAAUUGUAGCAUUAGCGGCAGCUGGAGGAACGCGCGUGGAAGGCAAAGAUAGUUCAGAAGAGGCGAAACCACAUACUCCUUUUGAAAUUAACAUCACCUCAUAUUAA
Molecule: messenger RNA, 1065 nt
Organism: Acanthocheilonema viteae
Lineage: Eukaryota; Metazoa; Nematoda; Chromadorea; Rhabditida; Onchocercidae
Source: the annotation of a GenBank genome assembly